AUGCACUUUAAGAGGUGCAGCCGAGUUAAAGAGCCCCCAGACUCAAAAGGCCGCUCUGCACGAAUCCUGAGAGCGGCAUUACUCCUCCUCUUCUUUGCUGCUCCGGUAUAUCCUGCAACAGCAGCAACAGCUGCUGCUCAACCAUCAACAUCAGCACCAUUAGCAUCAUCAACAUUACCAGCAUCAACAACAGCAACAGAAGGAAAGAUGCAGCAUACAGCUCAUGCUUCUCCCGCAGGUUUCCGGCAAGAGCAGCAGAUUUUUUAUGAAGGGGCCUCACACACAGACAAUGCUACAGAGACAUUUCCUUUGAGUGAAGAUCCUCUUGAUAAAGAGGGAGCCUAUAUGAAAACAGCUCUUCCUCUUUCUUUUAAUACUCCGGCACAGCUUCGCCGCUCAGUUUUAUUGUCUUUAUUUGCUGUUUCUUCCCUUGUUUUUCUUCUUUUAAUGUGCGGCUUCCGAAUUAAACAUUCUCGGGUGUCUAGGCACCUCCGCAGACUCGCAGCCCCGGGGGACCCUGAACAGCCCUGGGAUAAAUGCGAGGAAGAUGAACCCCCUCCAGAUGCAGCAGCAGCAGCAGCAGCAGCAGCAGCAGCAGAUUCAGCGCCAGAGGCAGAUGGCAAUGCAGAGCCUGAAGCAGGAUCAGCAGCAGGAAAAGAAAGCGCAGCAGGCGAAGCUAAAGCAAAGACUGAAAAAGCACCUGCACCAGAAGCAACAUCAGCAGGAGAACCGUCAACAGAAGAAACAUCAUCAUCAAUACCAGCAGCAGCUCCAGCAGCAGCAGAGGAAGCAGCAGCAGCAGAGGGAGCAGCAGCAGCAGCUCCAGCAGCAGCAGAGGGAGCAGCAGCAGGAGCAGAAGGAGGAGCCGAAAAGUCAUUAGAAGCAGCAGCAGAAGCAGCACAGCAAAGAGCAAAUUAUCUGUUUGAAGAGAUAUUUGAUUUGUGGGAGCUAGGAAAAAAGAUAACACAGAGUCUACGGGGGCCGGACCGUGCUGCUCUUACAGAGCUGCUGCUGAAGCUUGCUGCAGUUGAACUGACAGUAGCAGGUGCAGCAGCAACAGCAUCACCGCUAGACGUAGCAAUUGCAAUAAGAACAAAAAUCCAGGCGAUAGCUGGGGUGCUUCUACAGCAGGGGGGUAUGGAGCUGAUGCUGGCCAACAGCAGCAGCAGCAGCAGCAGAAGCAGAAGCAGCAAGGCUGAAAGCCCCGGCGAAAGCAUUGGCAAUGAGGUGCUGCUGUAUAUCGGCGGCCUGACUGGUACACCGAUCUCUCCAAGGAGCACAAUAGCAGCAGCUGCUGCUGCGGCUGCAAAUGCUGCUGCUGCGGCUGCAAAUGCUGCUGCUGCGGCUGCAAAUGCUGCUGCUGCAGCUUCAGCAGGACAGCGCUACGAAGAUGCUUAUACAGAAACACAAGCAAAAGAAGAUGCUGAUGCUUCUCCUUUUGAUCAAUAUCAGCAGCAAUCGGAGCUGCUAGAGAAGCAGGAGGAAGUGGUGCUGCAGCCAGGGAUCCUGGGGCAGCCACCGCCAGUGCCGCUGAUGCUGCCGCAAGCCUUGCUGCUGCCGCCUGAAGCGAAGCCCUUCUUGCUGCAGCAUCAGCCGUUUGCAGGGCUUAGGCCGGGUGUUAGCUGGACUCCAGUAUCGAAUUUAUCAAUUUUGGGAUCCCCUCACGAAGCAGCAGCAGCAGCAGCAAAGGGGGGCAGUGCGAUGACAUCGAUGCUGGAGUGGCCCGAGAAAGAAUCAAAACAAAAAAGGAAUGACAGCAGCAGCAGCAGCAGCAGCAGCAGCAGCAGCAGCAGCAGCGGCAGCAGCAGCAGCAGUAGCAGCACGACCAGCAUGGAAGUCUAUGGGACAAUGUUUGAUUCUGCAACUGUCGGUAGAAUGUGCAUUUCAGAAGCAAAAUGGAGUCUGGAGGAGCUUGCUCUGUCUAUACCCCCGGCUUCUUCUCCUUCUUCUGUAUUUUCACUUCAUUUUCCUCGUUCUUCUUCUUCUUCUUCUUCUUCUUCUUCUUCUUCUUCUUCUUCUUCUUCUUUUACUCUUCCUAGUUUUCCUCCUCAAGCAGAUGUAGAUCUGUGCCGUCGUAUAAUAGGCGGAUUGCUCGAUGUGCGCCUAGAGCAGGUGAUGCAGCAGGAUUUGCUUGCUGCUAGUGUUCGGCAUGUUGAAGCAAUAUCAGGCUGUGAUCUGUUUAGCUCUUCUGUUGACAUCCGCCUACCUUGUAAAGCAAAGACUUUCCCCGUGCAUGAGCAGGUGAAAGAUAUCCUUGGCGUACGCCCCACGAUAAAGGACCGCCACAUGAAAGACCAGCAGCAGCACCUGCAGCAGCAGCAGCAGAAGCUUUUGGAGUUGCUGGAGCGGUAUGAAAAGGGCCUCCUCACUGAUGCAGAGGAGAGAGAAGCAGCAGCACUAUCAGAUGCUGCUGCUGCAGCAUCUUCUGCUGUUGCUGCUGUUCUUUCUUCAGAAAGCGGCAGUACAGCAGCAGAAGAAGUAGAUGAUGAUUUUGAAGAUGAUUCUGUCUUUUACCCACCAUCUCCAACUGAUACGUUUUCUUCUAGCUCUUCACCCCUUUAUAUGUCUUAUAGCUUCCCUUCUUCUUCUUCUCCUCCUCCUCCUUCUGCUCCUCACGCGUCGUCUUCUUCUUCUUCGUCUUUUCCUUCUUUUUCUCUCGACGCUUCUUCUUCUUCUUCUUCUUCUUCUCCCCCUUCUUCUUUUCCUUUUCCGUCUUUCUCUCUUCCUUCUUUUACUUUUCCCUCUUUCUCUCUCUUUUCUCCUUCUUCUUCUUCUUCUCCUUCUUUCCCGUCUUUUUCUAUCCCUUCAUCUUCUUCUUCUUCUUCUUCUUCUGCUUAUUUUGCUCCUCCUCCUGCUCCUCCUCCUUCGACUUCUUCAUCUUUUGUUGCUCCUUCUUCUUCUUCUUCAUCUUCUUUUCCGUCUUUCUCUCUCCAUUCUUCUUCUUCUUCUUUUCCGUCUUUUUCUCUCCGCCCUUCUUCUUCUUCUACUUCUUCUUUUUCUCCUCCUCCUCCUCCUCCUCCUUCUACUUUUCCCUCUUCUUCUUCUUCAUCUUCUUUUCCGUCUUUCUCUCUCCAUUCUUCUUCUUCCUCGUUUCCGUCUUUCUCUCGCCAUUCUCCUUCUUUCGCUCUCUCUUCUUCUUCCUCUUCCUCUGUUUCUCCUUCUUAUUAUUAUGAUUCUUCUUCUUCUACUUCUUCUACUUCUUCAGCAAGAGAUGCAGAUGUAGAAGAUAAUGAUGCUAAUUUUGAGGAUGACUACGAUUAUAAUAUUGAUGAUGAUGUGUUUUUUCCUGAGACAACUGUACUUCCUUCUGUAUCUACAUCCUAUAGUGCACAUGCUGCAGCUGCUCUUCGUGCUGCUGGUGCUGCUGCUGCUGCUGCUGCCGCUUCCUUUGCUACUGCUGCUGCUGCUGCUGCUGCUGGUGCUGCUGCUGCUGGUGCUCCUGCUGCUUCUAGUACUUCUUCAUUAUCGUCUUUCCUCCCUGAAGGUUUCUCUGGUGUUGCAUCUCCGUUUGACUUAGAUUUGCUCUACUUUUCUUCUUCUUCUUCUUCUUCUUCUUUUUCUUUCCCUAACCCUACUCACUUUGCAUACCCCCCCUCGCCUUCGUUUGUUUUUCCUCCAGCUUCUUCGUUUUCGAUGCCAGUCCCUCAGUCUCCUCCUGCAUUUACUUCUUCUGCAUCUUCACUUCUUUCUGCUGCUUCUUCAUAUGCUACUGCUGCUUCUUCAUUUGCUUCUGCUGCUUCAGCAUAUGCUUCUGCUGCUUCUUCCUUCACUCCUUCUGACUCUGCAUUUCCUUUUUCUGCUCCUGCUACUCCUUCUGCUGCUGCAGCUCCUGGUCCUGAUGCUGCUGUUUCUGCUGCUUCUGCUGCUGGAGAAGCAGCAGCAGGUGAGGAAACAAAACGCUCUCAGCUUUUGUCUUCUCCAAAGAAAACACCUAGACGAAUUCCCUAUCCGUUCAUUGUUACACGUGAUCCUCAAACUGAAGAAGGAGGAAAAGAAAAACCGAGUAAAAAACAAAAAACAAAGCAUGCUGCAGCAACCGCACCGAAGAAUGGUGCAGUAGCAGCAGCAAAUGCUGCAAAUGCAGCAGCAAAUGCUGCAAAUGCAGCAGCAAAUGCUGCAAGUGCAGCAGAAAUAGUUACAACACUAGCAAAUAUAGGAAUAUGGAUGCAGCAACAGCGCCUGCAGCAGCAACUGCAGCAGCAGCAGCAGCAGCAGCAGCAGGAGAUAUAA
Molecule: messenger RNA, 4230 nt
Organism: Eimeria acervulina
Lineage: Eukaryota; Apicomplexa; Conoidasida; Eucoccidiorida; Eimeriidae
Exons: 2
Coding region: 1-4230 (1409 amino acids)
Source: RefSeq, a predicted model, not a curated record